Messenger RNA from Alternaria postmessia, 807 nucleotides. RefSeq lists its product as uncharacterized. Bases 1 to 807 code for a protein of 268 amino acids. The transcript is spliced from 2 exons. The record is from RefSeq and is a predicted model, not a curated record. Lineage: Eukaryota; Fungi; Ascomycota; Dothideomycetes; Pleosporales; Pleosporaceae.
AUGCUCUGGUCAUCGCAGAUGGAAGACGCAUCCGAUUGUUUGAGCAAAGGCCGAGAAUCUCAAGAAGACGGCAUAUUGGCUGCCAGUGCGCGUCUGGCGAAGAUUGCGAUCAGUGCUGCCGAGGUAUCUCGAAGAGCUUCGGGUGAUCCCAGUACAGCAAGAUAUGCUAUGAUAGCUAUUGAUCCUCUUACCCUGGCGCUUAGCAAUUUCCAGAGAUCGCUCGCUCCUGAAUGUCUACAACACUGGCUCAUCAUCGGGCUCACCCAAACAGCCCAGGUUGCCAUUUAUGAACUCGCGCUCUUGAGAUCGUCCACAACUGAGAUGGCAGCGUCGCAACUCGCCUUCGACUCUAAGCGCAUCGGAUACCUUAUGGAACUCUUACAGACAUGUAAAGCCUGUCGAGAUCACGCUUUGGCUGGCGACACUAUGAGUCUGACAGCUCCGUCAAUGCUCAUAUGGUCCUAUUGUUGCAAGAUCUUGUUUCGACUCUCUAGCAUCAAAGGAGUACCUGGCUGGGAUCCAACAAUUGUCCAAUCGACUGUCGACAUCGUGCAGUGCCUAGAGCAACUUGCAGAGAUAGCUGAGCGGGCUAAUUCCGAAUAUAAGGCUCAAACAGGCGAAGAAAGUCUGUUUGCUGCGGCCGCAGAGACACUGAGAGCUAAGGCGCCAAACUGGAAACUCCCUACGAGGGAGCAUGAUGACAUCAUGGACAGCGCAGCGGACGGUUGGAACAGCGGGUUGAUUGGAGAUAUAGGAAUGAUGGACUUUUCGAGCGACUUUUGGAUGCCUAGUGCUUUCAAUCUUUAA